Molecule: messenger RNA, 702 nt
Organism: Melampsora larici-populina 98AG31
Lineage: Eukaryota; Fungi; Basidiomycota; Pucciniomycetes; Pucciniales; Melampsoraceae
Exons: 6
Coding region: 25-702 (225 amino acids)
Source: RefSeq, a predicted model, not a curated record
GUUUUACGCUCAGCUACUUCGAAAAUGACUUCCUCCAAUUCGAACGAGAUUCAGGAUAUUGAGGCCAUCUUGAAAGGCGAAGAAUCCCUGAUGACCAGAGAACAAGAGGUCGAAAGAGUCAUUGCCGCAUUCAAACUAAAUCCCUACGACGUUUUGGAUCUUGACAUGACCAAUCCGACAACAGUAACAGAUGCAGACAUCCGAAAAUCUUACCGCAAGCGCUCUUUACUCAUUCAUCCUGAUAAGUUAUCUCAUCCGCGUGGUCCCGAAGCCUUUGACCUGCUGAAAAAAGCUGAAAGCUUCUUGUUAGACCCAGAAAAACGAAAAGGUUUAGAUGAGACAAUACGGGACGCUAGGAUGCUUACCCUACGAGCCUUGAGCCUACCAGAAACAACGCCUAAUGACCACGAGCGCCUGAAGAAAUUGGACCCUCCAUUCUUUUUUCGAGUUGCAUUGAAGACCAAAGAGAUCAUCAUUGAAGAAGAGUUGCGAGUUCGAAGAGCUCGGAAAAUGACCAUGAUUGCCGAAGGUACUGAAGCCAAAAGGCAAGAAGACGCUAUCACCAAACGUAAACGGGAGCUAGAAGACAAGAAGCGAUGGGAGGAAACCCGAGAGGCGCGUGUAACGGACUGGCGAAGUUUUCAGAAAGGUGAAAGUUCAGGAAAAAAGAAAAAGAAAACUAAAUUGGAAGUUUUAGGAUAA